AUGAUGGAAGAUGAUGGUGAUUAUGAUGCAAAGCUCAAAGAAGAAAUAGAAGCUGAACUGGACAAAAUAAGCAUUUCCUCCUUGGAAAAAGAUGAUGUUGAUAGUGAUUCAGAAUCAGAAAUCCUGAGUGAUGAUAGUCAUAGCGAUUUAAAUGAAUUACCCGAGUCAGUCCUACACUGUAUUAACAUCAUAAAGAAUAAGAGUAAGACAGCUGAAGAGCUCAUUCUUCAAGACUUGGAAGAUAAUGAUGUAUUAAGCUAUGGUUAUAGUGGAGUUUCAAAUAAUCAUAUGCAUUUAAAAAUUGAAUUGUCAACAGAAUAUCAAGGAAAUUCUGAGAAAUUAAUAAAGAUGUUAUCUGAAAUAGAAAAGGAAGAAUUUCUGAGAAGUAAAACCCAUUGUGCCAUUCUUGAUUCUGGUCCAGAGCCUUUUUCUCAUGAUUCACCUGUGGAUGAGUAUGAUUUCCCAGAUGAUACUGGUAUAAAUUUUGAUUAUACUGAAGUGGAGGAAAAGUGUAGGCAGUCUUUUGAAGCAUGGCAAGAUAAGCAGAAAGAAUUAGAAGAUCAAGAGAAAGAAAUCCUUAAAGCUCAGAAGGGUGAAGCAGAAAAGCUAUUUCAGGAAGAAGAAGAGAAGAGACAUUGUUGGGUAAAACAAUUUGAAGUAGAAAAGAAGAAAUUAGAGACUCUUCAAAAGCAACAACAGGACAAGAUGAAUGAUGAACUACAUCAAGAAGAAAAAAUAUGGGAAGAGAAAUUUAAACAACAUGAGGAAUUUAUUAGGAACUUGCAAAUACAAAUAGAAGAGGAAAGAACAAAAUUUAAAGAGCUACAAGAAAAAGAAAAAAAUCAUUUGUUAAAACUACAACAUAAUGCAGCCAUACAAAUCCAAGCCAAUUACAAAGCAUUUGUAGCUUAUAAAAAAUAUAAUCCAAUCAUAAAAGAACAAGUAGAAAACAAGAAAAAGAAAGCACAAGAGUGGAAAGAAAGGGAAGCAAAAAUCCGGCAGAGGGAAGAAGAAAAACGAAGACGACUAGAAGAGGAACAAAGGAUAGAAGAAGAGGAAAAAAAACGAAAAGAAUACGAACUCAGGAAGAGAAGAAAAGAAUAUGAAGAAAAAAAGAACAUUCUAAGACGAGAAAGAGAACAAGAAUUUUUGAAGGAAAAAUUAAGAACCAGAGAAAGUGCGCAUAAAGCACUAACAAGAAAUACAUUAAAUAUAGGAGACUCUAAUAGCAAACACUUACCUGUUGAGGAUACAUCAAAGAGUAAAGACGAUAUAGCCAAAGAACUAUUGAGAAAGAAAUUAAAGGAGGAGGAGGAAGAUAUUCCUCUUUGGCUAAUAAUAGAUGAAAAUUUAAAUAUGAUGGAGAAUGUAGGUACAUCACACACAUUGAAAGAAUCAAUGGAAGAAUGUUUAAAAGAACGUGUAUCAAACCAAGCGAUUUUGGCAGACUUAAAAGAGGAAGAAAAAAAGGAAAAUCUAACAGUACAACAAUAUCCAGAAAGUUUGUUCAAUUUGCAAAGGAUAUGUGAAAAUAGAGAAAAUCACAUUGAAUUGGUAAGCCGAGAUCUAAAAGAAAAUGAAAAAGAGCAUUUUAAGUUACAUGAAUUAAAAUAUCAACUGCAAACAGAGGUGAAAUUAAAACAUGCCAUAGAUAAGAAUGUGAAAGAAGAAACCCAAAUCAUAAUUCUAGAACAUGAUCAAGAAGUUCAUGAAACAAAAAACAAUGACGUACAGAAACUAAUAAAAAAUAAUAAACAGGAAAAUGAAAAACAUGAAGUAGAAAGAGAAAACAUACUAGAAUGGAAUGGAUCAUUAUAUAAAGAGAAUCCAAUUAUUUCAAUGACUCAAAAUCCAUUACCCCCAGAAUUAGGCAAUUCUGAAAAUUUAGGAAUACAUGUAGUCCUACAAGAAGGAGCUGAUUUAAAAUUUAGUGAAAUUGAGAAGAAUUCAAAAGACAGUGCUCUGAAUAAUGAUAUUGUGGUUUAUAAUAACAAUGCUACCAUAAUAAAUACAGAAAACAAAAUAAACAAUAAUGAUAUUAUCUUGGAUAAGCAAGUUCUUUGUGAAAACUCAGGUGACCAUAAUGCAAAAAGCUCCUUGGUUUCUAAAGAAACACAUUCUGUUAAAUCUGAGAUUAAAGAAAUUCUGGAAAAUUGCAAUGAGAAUAUAUUGGAAGGUAAUGUGGCCUGCUCUCUGUCAGAGCUGACUAUUCAAUCUGCUAUUGAAGAAAAGAGGCUAGCUUGGAUAAAUUCAUCUAAAUCCUGGUUUGAAACUAUCAAGAAGCAUCAACAAAAGAAAAUAAUUAGGAAAAAGAGAUCUGGGAAAUACCCCAUCAAUACCAUACCACCUUUGAAAGCACAAGAAAUUCUUCAGUGUGGCCCUUGGAAUACAUUACAGCAGGUUACAAAAGUUAGCUUUCAAGAUUUACCAGAUUGUGGUCUGUCUACACUGACAGAAUGCACAAAUCUUCAAUUUUUGAGUCUCCGACGUUGUGGAUUAACUUGUCUACAUAGCCUGAAUAACUGCAAAAAACUAAGGUACAUUGAUGUUCAGGAAAAUAAUAUCGAGACUAUCAAUUGUGAGAAUUUAGAAGAUCUCUGCAUUCUUCUUCUGAAUAAAAAUCAACUUAAUUCUUUGCAUGGCUUGGAUGGUUGCACUAAUAUUCAAAAUCUUGAACUUUCAUACAAUAAAAUCACACGAAUUGGAGGUUUAGAAUCUUUGAAAAAUCUUCAGCAACUAAUUCUGGACCACAAUCAGUUAAUUAGCACCAAAGGUCUUUCUGAUACUCCUACAGUUAUAUACCUGGAUUGCUCAUAUAAUCAUCUGACUCAAGUUGAGGGCAUUGAAAAUUGUGGAUUACUUCAGAUUUUGAAGCUAAAGGGAAAUUAUCUAAGUGAGGUUCCCUCAUUGGAGAAUCAUGUCCUACUAAGAGAGUUACACUUGGAUGAUAACAGCAUUUCAUCUGCAGAAGCAUUUUCAUCAUAUUGGCUGCCUUUACUGCAAUGUCUUACUCUCUCUCAAAACAGCUUAAGAGAGUUUAUUCCACUUUUUCAUUUUGUUUCCUUGGAAAAGCUGGAUAUUAGCAACAAUUGUCUUUCUGAUCUUUCUAGUGCAAUGAGGUGGUUUGAGGAUUGCUUCUCCCUCCGUGAACUGUCCCUUACUGGAAAUCCACUUCUUCAAGAAAUAAACUGGAGGCAAUCUCUACUGGAAAUAUUACCUGCUCUAAGAAUACUCAAUGAUGAAAUUCUUAGUACUGAUUCAGAAAGCCAUACUGAAGAGCAAAAUAAUCUAGAAUCAGAAUACUUUCUGCCACUUUGUCAGUCCCAGAUUAGAGAAUUCAACCUGCUAACUGAGAACUAUAUUACUGGCAAAGAGAACAUAUUCUCCUUGGAUGAAGCAAAAAACUUUUGCCAUUGUUUUGAGAAAUUGAUGGCAUUUAGUCAUUAUUGUCGAUAUGCACAUGAAAAUAUGAAUGUAAGGAUCAUGAAGGGAGACCAGUCUCAAGCCUGGCAGAAUCAUUUGGCCCCUAUAAAAAUUGACAACUUGUUGCAAAAUAUGGUCCUCGAUUCCUCUAUAAAUGAACAUGAUUUAGACUCACCAGAUCUUUCUGAGAAAUGGAUCAAUGCUGGUUCCAGUGGCUGUUCACAAACUAAGCACUUCAUCUGUACUAGUAUAGAAGAAAAUAAUCAAAGACAAACAGUAGACCAGAAAAGAGAAGGUGGUCAGACAAGCAUUGUCUCCACUAACAGAAACGCAUUCACAGAAACAUCAGCGACUACAUGCCUGCUGAGAAAUUGUCAAAAUCGUCAACCUAGUGAAAAAAUUAUGGCGGCUGUGAUAAUCCAAGCUUACUGGAGAGGUUACAUUGUUCGUAAACAGAUUAAUUUUUCCUCAAGAAUACAUACGGCUGCAACAGUAUCGGUGGCAUUCCAGCCAACAUGCUGCUCCAAGAAACAGACAACUUCAACAAAAGAAAAAAUAAGACAUAUUGUUAAUACUCAAGAACAGAGGGAGGAGGCUGCUAUUCUUAUUCAGGCAGUUUGGAAGGGCUUUCUUUUGAGAAAAAAGCUGACAAAAGCUCUAGAAGCUAUUCAGAAUGAAGACUCCGAAGAAUAUGAAGAAAUUAACUUAGAGGAUUUCACAUUUGAUGAAGCUGCCUUAGAGAAAGAAUGGCCAGCUUUACAUUCCUCUUGCUUCCCUUCACAAACACAGCUUCCACCAAACCAGCUGCACUGGCCAAAGCACUCUCAAGCCUUCAAAUAUGAUGACACCACACUUAAUUUACUAAGUCAUCCAGCUCAAGCAUGGGUAUGCAAUGAGAAAGAAAAUAUGUCCUCACCAGAACCCACUCAGUUGAAUAGCAGACUAGAAAAUAGAACUCCGUCUUGGACACCUGAAUCAAAGACCAGUAGAAAAAGUUUGCUAAAAUCUGAAAAAGAAAAACAGAUUUCAGAAGAAUGGGGCUUUAAGGAUAUUUCUACUGCUCAGCAAAUGCUGAAGAGAGCUCAGAAAAUGAAAUCAAAGAAGUUGUGGGGGAAAAAUGAUCCUGCUGUGCGCCUAGCAUUGUUCAAAAACAGUAGAAGUAAAGCUCUUGUUACAAACUCACCAAAGAAGACACAAAACAGAAGAGAGAAAUACUGUGAAGGUAAAGUGGAAGGAUUUCUAUGCAAGGAUACCACUGCAAAUGAGAAAAUAGAAAGGAGUAGAGAAUACACGUACCAGUGGCUUCACUCCCAGGUUGGGGCUCAUGAAACAACUGGUUCCAGAAAUAUGAAAUGCAAUCACUUCUUGCCUGAGUUAGAUCCAGAUGUACUUAAAGGUGGAAGAGUUCAGCUUGUGGCAAGACUUGUAAGCAGAGAAGACACGGAUUUAGACCUUUUUUCCAUGACCAGUGGAAGUGCUUUGUCUAUGAACAGAGAAAAAAAACCUCAAGCACACAGACACUCAGCGGGAUCUUCAAGUAAGUUGUGGUUUCCUUCAGAAUUAAUUUAGAAAUCACAAAUGAAUUGA
This is a messenger RNA of Elephantulus edwardii (Cape elephant shrew), 5010 nucleotides long. RefSeq names its product leucine-rich repeats and IQ motif containing 1 (gene LRRIQ1). Gene Ontology annotation, molecular function: protein binding. The transcript has 25 exons. The record is from RefSeq and is a predicted model, not a curated record. Lineage: Eukaryota; Metazoa; Chordata; Mammalia; Macroscelidea; Macroscelididae.